Aaosphaeria arxii CBS 175.79 is the source of this 1113-nucleotide messenger RNA. RefSeq lists its product as uncharacterized. Lineage: Eukaryota; Fungi; Ascomycota; Dothideomycetes; Pleosporales. Bases 1 to 1113 code for a protein of 370 amino acids. The record is from RefSeq and is a predicted model, not a curated record. The transcript has 3 exons.
AUGGCGCAGCUACGACAUCAGUUAUCCAUGUCGCCGUCGUAUUGUUUUGAGUAUGCCGAACACAGUUACCUUGGUGAUGCUCUGACUUUGGCAUGGAAUGACGGCAACUCAUACGUUGCGAAGAACAAGCCCUUUUCCUUGCCCAAUGGACUGACCCUCACAUACGGUCAAAUCAAUGGUCUUGCUGGCGACUUCUACGCUACCGUCAAUCCGAUCAGCGACGGUAAAGACUUGCAAGAUCAGAUUGCCCGAUUCAAGGCCGCUUGGCACUGGCUUGCGAUUGACACCACUCGCAAUCCCAAAGAAGCCCGUGACAUCUUGGGUUACCUCAACAAGGAAGUUGAAAUGGUUCAAGCAGCUCUCGAUAAGGGCCAGGACCCUUCAACUGUGUAUCCAGAGAUCCCUGAUGUCACCGCAGAGCUCCAGAUCCUCACUGUCACACGCCCAGCUGAGUGCCCUAGCUACUUGAAGCUGGCUCAGAUCAACUGGGACCACUUUGGCGUAGAUGCUCGCACUGCUUACAACGCCUGCCACUCCGCUGCAUUGUCAGUAGCCGCAGGAGGCGACCUUCUCCUGGGGUACGCUAUGAACGCCUUCGGUGAUCAUUUCCUCCAGGACUCAUUCGCAGCGGGCCAUAUGAGGACUCCCCGACGCAAGCUCCAUGACACUCUUGGUGAUGCCGAUCUAUGCGCAAAGAUGAUGCAUGAUGAGGACAAUGCUAUCGGCCUCAAUGUUUCCAACCCUGCCGGCAGAUCUUGGAGCACCUAUGGCGACAAGCGUCUUCUCGACAAGGAAGAUGUCGCCAACAAGAACGAGGCCUGGAAUGCUGUUCGCACCUCUGCUGACGAGAUCUACCAGGCUUGGAAGAACAAGAAGGUCCCAGCCUACCCCAACUAUGGUGCUUGGAACUGGGCACCCAUCUUGAGCAAGAUCCAGGAUGGCCAGUUGGUGGCACCACUUUUCCGUCCCGAUGGUCAGCGUCGUGCUGAUAUCAGGAAGCGCUGCCAGUACAAGUUCACCAACAACUACUGGUACUGGUCUACUGCAGCUGACUGCAAGGUCAGUGGGCUGUGGGACUACCCAAUCAAGCCUACACCAGACUGCUACAAAUAG